AUAAUAUGCUCCUUUUUCAGGUAAAGAGACGGAGGCUCAGAGAGGUUAAACAGCUCACUCAAAGGCACAGAGCCAGUACAUGGCAGUACAUCUCUUCUCCCGGGGCCGCCGUCGCGGUGAUACUAUUUAGGGCCACACGUCCCAGUGUUCAGCUUUCGUAUUUACGUACUACUGUUUGGCAAGCGGGGACUCCUGAAGCUCUCUGACCCUGGAAAAUGCGUGGCUUGCGUCACAGAGGAGCGUUUCUGGAACGCGCUCGCAGCACGACACCGCGGUGUGUGCAAGCGGAACGCCGCCCUGUCCUUGAGCCUUUUGGCUGAGAUUGGGAGGGCAGAGGAAGCAGGAAGGAUCAGUGAAUGCUUGUGAAAAGACCUCAUUUAUGUUUCUGCGGCAAGAGUUGCCUGUCAGACUGGCAAAUAUAAUGAAAGAAAUAAGUCUCCUUCCAGAUAAUCUUCUCAGGACACCAUCCGUUCAAUUGGUACAAAGCUGGUAUAUCCAGAGUCUUCAGGAGCUUCUUGAUUUUAAGGACAAAAGUGCUGAGGAUGCUAAAGCUAUUUAUGAAAGGCCUAGAAGAACAUGGUUGCAGGUCUCUAGUUUAUGCUGUAUGGCCUGCAAGAUGAUCUUUACAGAUACUGUGAUACGGAUCAGAAACCGACACAAUGAUGUCAUUCCCACAAUGGCCCAGGGUGUGAUUGAAUACAAGGAGAGCUUUGGGGUGGAUCCUGUCACCAGCCAGAAUGUUCAGUACUUUUUGGAUCGAUUCUACAUGAGUCGCAUUUCAAUUAGAAUGUUACUCAAUCAGCACUCUUUAUUGUUUGGUGGAAAAGGCAAAGGAAGUCCAUCUCAUCGAAAACACAUUGGAAGCAUAAAUCCAAACUGCAAUGUACUUGAAGUUAUUAAAGAUGGCUAUGAAAAUGCUAGGCGUCUGUGUGAUUUGUAUUAUAUUAACUCUCCCGAACUAGAACUUGAAGAACUAAAUGCAAAAUCACCAGGACAGCCAAUACAAGUGGUUUAUGUACCAUCCCAUCUCUAUCACAUGGUGUUUGAACUUUUCAAGAAUGCAAUGAGAGCCACUAUGGAACACCAUGCCAACAGAGGUGUUUACCCCCCUAUUCAAGUUCAUGUCACGCUGGGUAAUGAGGAUUUGACUGUGAAGAUGAGUGACCGAGGAGGUGGCGUUCCUUUGAGGAAAAUUGACAGACUUUUCAACUACAUGUAUUCAACUGCACCAAGACCUCGUGUUGAGACCUCCCGCGCAGUGCCUCUGGCUGGUUUUGGUUAUGGAUUGCCCAUAUCACGUCUUUACGCACAAUACUUCCAAGGAGACCUGAAGCUGUAUUCCCUAGAGGGUUACGGGACAGAUGCAGUUAUCUACAUUAAGGCUCUGUCAACAGACUCAAUAGAAAGACUCCCAGUGUAUAACAAAGCUGCCUGGAAGCAUUACAACACCAACCACGAGGCUGAUGACUGGUGCGUCCCCAGCAGAGAACCCAAAGACAUGACGACGUUCCGCAGUGCCUAGACACACUUGGGACAUCGGAAAAUCCAAAUGUGGCUUUUGUAUUAAAUUUGGAAGGUAUGGUGUUCAGAACUAUAUUAUACCAAGUACUUUAUUUAUCGUUUUCACAAAACUAUUUGAGUAGAAUAAAUGGAAACUGAAUUCCAUUUGUGCCCGUUAAACCUCCUAAAGGAUGAAAUUGCACCUAUUUUACACUUAUAUUUUCACAGUUAAUUGAACAUAUUUUUAAACAACUGUAGUUUUGGGCAACUUUUCACUUUGUGGUAGACUUCAGAAGUGUGGAAAUCUUCGGGUUUCUAUAGGAAACUAGUUUUUUUUUUUUAAGAAAUACUUUCAUUUAUGUUUGCUAGAAACAUUUUCUAAAUGAUAGUGAUUAGCUGGUUAGCCAUCUUCCUGUUAUUUGGAGGAGUUCUGCCAUCUUUUAUUCGGUAGUGACAGCUGUAAUAUGGUCUUCAUGUUUAUCAGUGACUUGACUACAAGUAAAGCAGAAAACAGUUGGCCUGUAAUCACAGAACCAGCCACCCUUCGGCGUCUACAUGCAUUGUCUUAGCUCUGAGGUUAAUUUACCAUUUUUAAAUUUUAUUGUAAAGAAGUGUAAUGACUAGCUCUCUGUGGAUCUAUGCCAAAAUCAUGGGCCAUCUUUUCUAAGUGUACUUCUGAUUAAUGCAAGGGGAAAUUUUUAUACUGAAAACAAACAAACAAACUAGCAGCUACUAAAAUAGAGAAGAAAUUGAGGGCAAAGUAAUAUGUCUCCAAAACUGAACUGAUUGCUUGUUGAGAUUACCUAGAAAGCUUUUGGAAAAAAAUAGAGCUUUUCUGCAUCCUACUCCAGAUACACUGAAUCGGAAUCCCUAGGGCUAGAGCCUAGAAAUCUCACUUUUUAAAAUGCUUCCAAGGUAAGUCUGAUGCCUACCCUAGGUUGGGAACCACUCUUUCAAAGUAAACAGUGAUGACACAGCAUUUGCUAAAGUAACAUCUGUAGGUUUUGGUUUCCACCUAUUUAAAGUCAGAUUUAUAGACUCGAGGAGACAGAAACUGAAUCCCACACCUGGUGCAAUUAGAAGCAUAAUUAGAAGCAGAAGAACAAAAUGCCACGUAACCAAAGCAUCAGAGCCAUCAUUGCACGUGUCUUUUUUUCUUUUUUCUUUUUUUUUUUUCAAGACAGGGUCUCGCUCUUUUGCCCAGGAUGGAGUACAGUGGCAUGGUCAAGGCUCACUGCAGCUUCAAUCUUCUGGGCUCAAGUAAUCCUUCCACCUCAGCCUCCCAUAUAGCUGGAACUACAGUUGUGCACUACCACACCCAGCUAAUUUUUUGAUUUCUUGUGGAGAUGAGGUCUCAGUAUGUUCCCAGGCUAGUGUUGAACUCCUGAGCUCAAGAAAUCCUCCUGCCUGAGUCUCUGAAAGUGCUGGGAUUACAGGCGUGAGCCACCACACAUGGCCUAUUGCACAAGUCUUGACAAACAACAUAUAUUUUCUAAAACUAUCCAGAUUUCAUUAUCAGGGAAAAGUUUGCUUAGGUUUAUUACAGCAGUCCUUGGCAUUUGUAUGGUAAUUUGUACUUUACAAAUACUUUGAUAUAUUAUAACUCUAUUGGUCUUUGAAACAAAGCGAUACAGUGUAGGUGGUAUCAUUCUCUUUCUCACUCAGUGUGGCCCAGAGUUGCUCAGAAUUGGAGCAGAGCCUGAGACGUAUCUGCAGAUCCUGUCAUCAGCUGGCAAGUCCAGGAGACUGUGUCAUUUAGAGACUGUGUUGUUAGUUAUCCCUCAACAUCUUCUAAGGUGGCAGGAAAUAAUAUUGGAAAUAACAUUUUAAAGUAAAAAUUUUAAAGUUUAAAGAAGAGUUUUGCCACUUAAACAGGGGAGCUUUGUCUGGAAAAUACACUGAGUUGAAACACUUCAUCCUUGGAAGGAUUAUAUAAGAUGAACAGUUGUGAUAAAUGUGUAGAUUAGAGGGAUGUGAAUGGGCAGUUAGUCCAGUGCCCUCAUUUAAGAGGCCAAGAUCCUGAUUCAGAGGAGGCAUCCUUUGCCCAGAGCUGCUUAGCUAAUCUGACCAAAUGUUGGGAAAAAUGUCUCACCUAACCCACUAUUCCUUAAUUAUGGAUUUUGUGAAAAACAAUAGAACAUGUUAAUGAGUAAUUUAUAUUAGUUCGAUGUAUUACAAUUUUUUAGCUUUAAAUUACAGUUUUCUUAUAAUGUUGAAAUGUUUUAGAAUCCUUUGAAUCUAAGUAUUUGUUUCCUAAAUGAAACAUUUGUACAACAUUUGAUGUUUUUACUUAUGAAAUAUUCUCCUCCCCCAAGAAAAUUUAAACUUUUUCUCUCUAUUUAAAAGCUAAGAAAUGUUUUAAAGGAAAAAUGAAAUUAUCUUCCUUUAGCUUAUUUUUAAGGUAAAACAGCUUUUUACUCUGUUAUUGUGGUAAUGGACAGAAUAUUACAUACAAAAAUAUUCUGGGAGAGCUUUUUCCUAGUUGGUUUUAAAUCAUUGUGCCACCUGAAAGGUUUUUAGAUUUUAUAGGAGCUAAUUUGUCCACCAGCAUUAAUGUAACACAGUGUAGUUAUGAAAAUAUAUUGAAGGACAGGAAGUGGACACGAAGUGAUUUUUGUAACCUGAGCAGUUAAUGAAUGUGCCAACAUUUUCUAGGAAGGGACAGCAAGAAUAUUCUGCUCUGUAGUUAAAAUACUGGCUGGCUUUUGAUGUCUUCAUGCUUAAUUGUGAUCACUUUCUUGCACUGUGAUGUUUUUACGUGAAUAUGUUGAAGUAGAAGUCUACCAUAUUAUUUUAUAAAAUGUUUUCUGUAUGGCAAUAAACUGAAAACAUGGAUCAACCCUUCUUUUGAAAAUAAACUGAGUCAAUUUAGCCUUUUAAAAAUAUAGUCAUCUCUUUUAAAUAGAAUCCUCUUCCACCAUCAAGGCUCAACAUUUUGUAAGCAUCCAAAAAAUUGGUAAUUAGGGGGCUUGCACUAAAUUUCACUAUCUUCAGUAGAGAGGAACUGUUUGGAACUUAGAUUUCCAAUGUGUAUAUUCUAAUGGAGAAAGCAAGAGGUAGAGUUUGUAUGUUUGACUUACCUUAGAUUUUUAUUUUCCAUACAUACUGCAAAUGAUUGACUUGUUGCAUAAAUGAAGAUCUUCUGUUGUGUGCUUUUCAAACACUGUAAAUAAAUUUGAAAUUUGAAUAACUUUCCACAGUAUAACUGUAAAAAAAAAAAAAAAAAGUCUUAAUUUAACCAGCAUUACCCUCUGCUUGUACCAAUUGAAUGGCAGAACUACUAUAGUCAAAAAUAAAUUCCUAUCCUAUUUUUAAUUGAUGGGAUAUAGGCAGCACAAUUUCCCUUCAUUGUUGAAGCCAACAAGUUCCGUAACAGAACUCCAGAGGUAAAUAGCUGGGAAAACUGUUAGUUUUAAGGUCCCACUGUUGCUCUGUGAAUGACUAAUCAGAGGAAGCCAAAAAUCAGCCAACUAAUUUCAGUUUAUGUCUUUAAUUGUGAUGUAAGUGUGAAGUUUCUACAUAUGGGUAAUCAGGGUUGAGUUAGGUAGUUUGCAAACAUGACUUUUGCUGGAGGAACUUUUAAUCAUGUCUUAUUAAUUUCUGGUCCCAAUAAUUAAUUUUCUUACAGUCAAACCCAAUGCACUUGAAAAAUAAUAUAAUUAAUACUGUGUGAAGAAUUUUUUGCAUGUUAAAAAAAGCAAACCACUAGUUUGCUUAGUUCUGGCAUUCAUAAACUACUGUACCUUCUGUUCUAUUGACAUGUUUGGAAAAAAGAAUUGAACAUAUGUACCACCCCCCUCUUUCUAGAGUCUCCACAGUUCUUUAGCAAUUGCUAACCAUAGGUUUUUAAUAGCAAAAGACAAGAUUGUCAGUUUUUGGUGCAAAACUCUACUCUUUUUGGUUGACUUGGAAAAGCUGUUGUUUAUAUUGGGAAUUGUGACAGCUGUCUUUUACUUUGUUAAAUUAGCAAUUAUUUAGCAAAAAUACAGAGUUUCACCCCAGUAAAAUAAACUUCCACGUGAGAGUUGUGUUCAUUCAAGGGUUAUUUUUUGAGAGUGGAAGUACAUUUCCUGCAUUUGUCACAGAUAAUAUCAGAAAUUUUGUUGUUUUGAUUAAAAUGUUGCCAUCUACUUAUAAGUUAAAAAUGCUGAGAAGGUUUUUUUUGGAAACAGUUUAUGAGGCCAGGACAUUUUUAAGUUUGACUCAAAUAUAAAAAGCCACAGUAUUCUUGCCAUGGUUUUGUACUUAGAUGUCUCUCAUUAUGGAAUUCAGAAUGUGACAGUUAUAGUACUACAUGAAAAUACUUAAUAUAGAGUUCUACAGUUACAGUAUUGCAUGAAAAUACAGUAUGGUAUGAAAUUAUUUGUCCAAAACUGUACUCCAGAAAUGGAGCCCAUAUGAUUAUAUAACUAUAAAAUAGGAUGGGACAGAGAAAAAUAUGUCUGUAUUACAGCAUAAACAUAUCUGGUUUAAUAUGAACUAUUUCUUUUCAUCUCUUUACUCUCAGUAUCUCCAUAAUGGCCAGUAUGUAGUAGGCACCUGUAAUUGUGAAGCAGCCUCAUUGUCUGGGGUAAAUACCAAGGUUCUUGGUCUCAUGGCCAAGGAGAUCGAGGUCGCAGACACACACAGUUUGGAGCAGGAGUUUAAUAGGCAAAAGGAAACAGCUCUGUUACAGAGAGGGGUUCCGAGCAGGUUGCCAAGUUGUAGUAAAAAUGUCAGGGUUUUUAUAAAUGGGCUAGUGAGGAGGGGGCUCAUGAGGAGGGGAUAUCUUAUCCUCCUAGGGUCCGAGGACGCUUUAGUUGGGACCAGGUGUGCUAUCUGUACAGAGCAUAGCUUUUUAUCAGCUCUUAUCCCAUUCCUUGACCACAUAGGCUCUUAGACUCUUAUUCUAUGUUGUCUUCGUCCAGCUUAUCUGGAAGGGAGAGUUUCUCUGUCUGUUCCCAUACAUCUUGCAGCUGCAGGCAUCCCCCCGGUCUGCUUUUAGCUUCCUUAUCUUAGUGCCCCUAAAGGGAAAGGAAUGUGCUUAUUAAGGGCCACUGUUUUACUGGGGUUAACUGCAUGAGGUCAAAAAGAGCUAUAUUUGAGCUGCUGUUUGUUAAAAGAAAAGUUUUCUGCCGGGGACUCGCUUUACCCUGUCUACCUAAAUUCUUUCUGCCUUCUAUAACAAUUGUAUGCUCAGUAAAUACAUAAGGAAUAAUGAACUUAAUAACAUUUUUUUCCAUUCUCAAAAUGAUACUUAAAUGACUCAGUACAACAAAGAAACUGAGUAGUAACCAGUGCAAAACUAGCAAAAGGAUGAAAUACACAAGAAAAUGAGAGAAUUUAAGAGGAGUAGCAAAACAGCACUGCUAAAGUUACGGGUUUAUUUUAAAGUUUAAAAUAGAAGUAAACAAGCAAACAUACUGAUAAUGGUUAGGCUUUCUGUCCCCACCGCACAAAUCUCAUCUUGAAUUAUAAUCUCAACAUGUUAAGGGAGAGACCAGAUGAAAGUAAUUGGAUCAUGGGGUUGGUUUCUCCCAUGCUGUUCUCGUGAUAGUUCCCAUGAGAUCUGAUGGUUUUAUAAGUAUUUGGUAGUUCCUCCUGCAUUCAUUCUUCCUGCUGCCCUGUGAAGAGGUGCCUUCCACCAUGAUUGUGAGUUUCUGGAGGCUUCUGCAGCCUUGCGGAACUGUGAGUCAAUCCUUUUUAUUAUAAAUUACCCCGUCUCAGGCAGUUCUUUAUAGCAGUGUGGGGAUGGACUAAUACUCGCUGGGUUAGCUGGGGUAGGUAAAGCCACAGCUGUGGCAGCAACCAGCUAGUGGGUGUCCCUUGAUGGAGGCUUUGCAGGCUGCAGCAGAAGGGACCCUUCAGAUAAACCUCCAGUCAGGAAAGGAAAAGGCCCAAAUAAACAGUAUUUAGAUUUUUUUUUAAAGGACAUAACUACCAAUAGAGAUUUAAAAUAAUCAUAAGAAUACCAUUAACUUUAUGAUAAAAAUUUUGUAAGUGGAGAAGAAAUGGAUAUAUUUCUAGGAAAACAGUAGAAGAUCCAUCUAAGAUUUUGACAAUUUAAAUCAACCACUAAGGAAGUGGAAUCAGUAAUCACAAGUCCACCUCGCCAAAAGACAAUUUUUGAAAGAUGAAUGUUACCAAAACAUCAAGAAACUGAUAAUUCCUGUCUUAUAGAAACUUUGAAAUGAGAGAAAGCUACCCAACCCAUUUCAGAAAGUUAGUAAAAUCUCAAAGCUACACUUGAGCAAAGACUGUGAAAUAUUAAUAGACCAAUCUUGUUUAUGAACAUAGAUGGAAAAAUUGCUGAUGAAAUAUUGGCACAUUGAAUGUAGCAGUGCAUAAAAUAUUGUAUCAUGAGCAAAAGGAGAAUCUUUCCCAGGAACAGGAGGAUGUUUUAAUAAAAAUAUGUAAUUUACCUCUCUACAGAUUAAAGGAGAAAAACUAUAUGAUCACAUCAACAGAAACAGGAAAUUCAGUUUCUUUGGGGGAUAGUUGUAAUUAAAAGUGCUUAACUCACUUAUAUAAGCCAUUAGUGGAUGUUACAAUAAACCUCGUAUAGUGUCAGAUGUAAGACAGACAUACUGGAAUUGUCUAUGAGGUUGGAUCCAUGGGCCUGCCAUGGAAAAUUUGUUGAGUAAUACGUCCAAGGCGUCACCAUUUGCCAGGCGUUGCAAGUAUCACCAUUUGCAAGGUGUUAACAAAAAGUUACCUGCCUAUGGAUUCUCCUUUCUAACUCUGACCUAAUAUUUUGGAGCAUAGAGGAAAGAAACAUCUUAUGUUUCUGUGUUUGGGUAAACAUUAGACUUAUAAAAGGGCCUAGGGUUUUUUUGUUUGGUAAACCAUUGCCUUUCCUGCUUUGGUGUGGCAAAUCUUCCUUUGGAGAAAAAGGUCCCUUUAAUCUUAAAACCAACUCUCAGUGACCAACAAAAGCAACAAAUAGGAACAACCACCCAUUAAGAACCAUCAGGUGAUGCCUCAUUUGCUGUGGUGCACAGCUGAACUUGAUUGUUACUCUUGGAUCAGGGUUGGCUUGAUAAGGACUCACUUAACCAAUGGAAAGUAAGGUUAAAUCUUUGUAAGCAAUGCUCCUGAUGCGAAUCACCUGGAGAUCUUGAGCAAAUGCAGACUGGUUCAGCAGAUCUGGAGUGGGGCCUGAGAUUCUGCAUUUCUAACAAGUUUCCUGGUGAUAUUAAUGCUGCUGGUCUGUGAGCCAUACUUUGAGUAGCAAAGGACUAAAGGUUGUGAGAUAAACUGCUUUUAGCAGCCCAAAGGGCCAGCUGGAAAGACGAGACCAGUUACAGAGCAAAUGGCAAGACAGAUCUGGUAAUCUGAUUCUUAGAGUACUUAAAAAAGAUAAGAAGGAUCUAUUCCUGAUAUACAGGGUACUUGGUGGAUGUGUCCAUGACCUCGAGAUCGAAAACCCAUUAGUUAAUCUUUGUGACAUCUGAAUUUUAAGGAUCUUACCCAGUGAACAUAUAACUAGUGGAAAUCCUGAUAAUUGGCUAAUGCAAGGAAGUGAUACCCAUGUGUAAUGCUUAUCUUUGUAUCCAUUUCAUGGGGAAGGUCAUGGAAGACGACAGCAAACUUGAGUGGUUAAUGAGAGCUUCACUAAUGUUGUCUGCUGCAGGCAAUAAGUGAAGUCUCUGGCAGUGGGAAGCAUGGACCCAAGACCGAAAGCUCUGGCACUUUAUAGCAGUGGUGGGGGGUAGAUAGGACUUAGUGUGGCCCCUUAAAGAGCAAGGUCCAAGUGAUUUUCUCUGGUGAAUGUCGAUGUGGAUCUAGUCUCCAGGGUUAGAUCCAGGCAGGUAACAUCAAAGUCAGUUGAUAAGACCUCUUAUGCCUGUGAAUGGAAGGCCCUGAUAAAACUUCAUUAUUAAUGUUCUGCAUUAAUUUAGCGGAUGACUAUAGUCAUUUCACAUAAUCUAAUACAUGAAUGUCCUGUAUGGGUGACUGCUGAGGGUUUAACAAAGGAGAGUCCAUUUAUAUUUGGCUGGUAAGAUCGAUGCUUCUGUCACUACUGAUGGGCAAGGAUAUUAACAUCAAUAUCUAAAAAAAUUCUGAGAUUUGGAUUGUGAUGUGUUAAAUUUCUAGACCAAUUUGAGGAGAAUUUAACAAUAGCUUUUCAAUUUAUGAACAUGGCGUAUAUCUUUUUUGGCGGGGGGUGAGGACAGAGUCUUGCUCUGAGAUUACCCAGGCUGGAGUUUAGUAGCAUGAUCUUGGCUCACUGCAACCUCUGCCUCCUGAGUUGAAGCAAUUCUCCUGCCUCAGCCUCCCCAGUAGCUGGGAUUACAGGCGAGCGCCAUCAUGCCUGACUAAUUUUCGUAUUUUUAGCAGAGACAGGGUGUCGCCACCUCAAGGGAUCCACCUGCCUUGGCCUCCCAAAGUGCUGGGAUUUAUAAGCGUGAGUCACCGUACCUGGCCAGACAUAGCAUAUAUCUUCCUUUACAUAGAUUGCCUUUGAUUUCUUUCAUUGUUACUUUGUAGUUUUCAGCUUACAGAUUCCGCGCAUAUUUUGUUAGACUUAAAUCUAAGUAUUUGCUUUUUUUUUAACUUACAAAUUUUUUUAAAAAAACGUUUUUCCUCUCCAAUGUUCAUUGCUAAUACAUUUCACGUUUGAAUCUCCAGUUCAGAAAAAUCAUGGCCUCUGGAGUUUUACUGAGGACUAGAGAUAGCUAAGUAACAUAGUUCCACCUUAUUCACUUGGUCUUUGAUGUGGUGUCCAUAAUUGAGUAAAUGGCAGUAUGUCCAAUGGCAACACCAUGAACUUGACUUUGCCCUCUUGUCUAGCCCUCUCCAUUUAGACUUGGAAGGGUCAGCAGUAAAAUUUCACUGGCCCAGUCCAGGGCUGCUUGAGUGUUACUGUUUUGUGCCACAAUAUGAUGUGGCCAGACUACUUUUCUAGUUUCGAGAUUAUUUUGGAGCUUUAUAUUGGGUAUGUUCUUAUCCAACUAUCAUUAGGGGCAUUGAUCUCUGAUGCCCUUUUCUUUCUUAUCUUCCAAAUGGCAGGCAGUAAAUGGCUUAUUAAGCAAGUAUAAGAUUCAAGAUCUCAGCCCCAAAGAUACAUUUGUAGAUGCCAGGCUUAACAUUCCUGAGGCUCUCAGAGAAAACUUUUCCCUCUAUAGACUCCCCAUUUUAAGAAGGAGGCACAGGGCUUGGUUGGCCCAUUUAGUUAGUGACACACCUAUAUUACUCUCCUUGGCAUCUUACCCCAGCCCAUCCAUUGGGUUGUGUCAGUCUUUUAUUUCUAAGUGAGGAUCCAGUCAACAGGAGGCACAAGAGAUAGAACCAAAUACCAUAAUGCCUCCUUCUAUUCCACUAUGAACAGUCAAGGACACUGGAGGCCUCUGGGUGGGACACAUAGGCGUUCAAGAGCCUCUGAGCUUAAAGAUAUGUGAGUGGAGCUAACUAGACUGUCCAGGUUUGGUCUACACUGUAAUUUUUUUUUUUUUUUUUUUUUUUUGGAAGCAGAGUCUUGCUCUUUUGCCCAGGCCAGAGUGUAGUGGUGUGAUCUCAGCUCAGUGCAGCGUCUGCUUCCUGGGUUCAAGUGAUUCUCCUGCCUCAGCCUCCAAGUAGCUGGGACUACAGGUGCCUGCCACCAUGCCCAGCUAAUUUUUGUAUUUUUAGUAGAGACGGGGUUUCACCGUGUUGGCCAGGCUGGUCUCGAACUCCUGAGCUCAAGUGAUCCUCCUGCCUUGGCCUCCCAAAGUGUUGGGAUAGCAGGCAUGAACCACCGUGCUCAGCCUCUCUGUAAAUCUUGAGUCGGCACUGAGCUCAUGAAAGCUGUGCUGAGUGGGUUUCUUUAGAUUUUCAUUUUCAUGUUUGCCCCAUUUAUGCUAAUAUUAAUUAUUGGAAAAUAAUUCACCUACUUUGCUUCUCUCUGACCAACAUAGGGGCAGGAUCUGUGGAAAGACAUUUACCACCUGUUUGAAAAGGUCAGCGUGCUGAUAUUCACUAACUACUACCCCCACAACUCCCCCUCCCCCAAACCUGAUAGAUGCUAUAAUUUCUGCAGUCCAAUCACUAUUCUUCCCAAACUCCAUGAGCCAGAUUUUAUACAUACUUUGCGUGACCAUAAAACUCUGUACUAUUAUAGACAUAAAACCAUUUAAUUUCAUAGAUACCUUCAGUGGUGGCAUCACUGGGUCCUCUCUUGGAUAGCAUAGUCCUAUGACCAAAUGGGUCAGUCGUUGAUCAGGCUUCAUGAGAAUAUGAUCGCUGGGAGAAAUAUACAGCUAAUUUAACAACAAAUGACUGUCCUAAUUCUGGAGACCUGGGAAGUAUUGAUGAGAGUAUAGUGAUCAUAAGCAGACAUUGGGUGCUUUAGCAAAGCCAAUUUGCCUGCAUCCUCUGGAAGGUAAAGAAGAUCUCCUCUCUCUUAGAACUUAAUCAAACUCUUGGCAUCCACAGAAGGCUAGGAGGAUGUAAUGAAUACUUACCAUUUUUGUGGAAGCCCACAACCUUUUGAAUGGCCUUUCUAUACUUUAGUGAACCUCCAUGUUAUGAACCUUACUUCCUCAAGUCUCUUUUGCUGCUAGGAGGCAGACAGUAACUUCGGUAAUUAGAAACAUCUGCACUCAGCAACAUGAAGCACAAGUUCUGUGCAGUUGUCCAUAUGCUGUCAUGAGUUUUGCCAUAUGUAUCAUCUGGCUUUCAGAGGACCUUUCAUGGUUGUCAGGUUAAGUUCCUGAUACAGAAGUGGCAUCAGUGCUGGUGUUAAUGGCUGCAGUAAAGUCAAAUUCCUAGAUUUUAGUGCUCUGUGGUAGCAGAGAGAAUGGUGGUAGUUUAUUUUUUCUUUCCUUUUUUUUUUAAAAAAAAAAAAAAACCUUUUUCAUGUUGAAGUUCACAUGACCUACAACUAACCAUUUUAAAGUGUAAUUCAGUGUCAUUCAGUACAUCCACAAUGUGCAAUCACCACCUCUGUCUAGUUCCAAAACAUUUUUAUCACCCUAAAAGGAAACCUUGCACCCAUUAAACAGUGGUAGUUUCUCUAUCAUGCCACUUUUGUAGCAUGCUUUGGGGUCUUAUUCCUGGGAUCUUUCUCUACAGUGGUAUGAUUAUAUAAGGGUGGAAAUAUAAAAGAGUAAGCCUUUAGAAACAGUUUGUGUCUAAAUUAGCUCUCAGGCAUAUUGUCUUCAAAGGAAUGUUUUAAACCAGCCAAAGACUAACAUCAACAUGCUUACAUUUUGAGUCCAAAAUUAAAAUCCAAAAUAGCCAAGCAUGGUGGCUCACGCCUAUAAUCCCAACUACUCCAGAGGCUGAGGUGUGAUAGAAUUUCUUGAACCUAGGCGUUCCAGGCUGCAGUGAGCUAUGAUUGUGCUGCUGCACUCCAGCCUGGGUGACAGAGCGAGGUUGCUUCUAAAACAAAAAUUUGAAAUAGUAAGUGCUUUGAUUUUUUUUAAUAUAGAAUCAAACAAUUGUGAAAAUAUAAUUGGCUAAGUUUCAUAUACAGUUCUUUCUAAAACUCCUUCUGUUCUCUAAGAUGUAGUUUGAACCAGCCAAGGAUGAUGGCUUCAACAUGUCUCCAGUUGUUUUGCCACUCCAGGGCCUGACUCAAACCAAAAUAAGACUUGCUGUUACCCUGAGACAAGCCAACUGUCAUUGCUUUAGCAACCACUACGGCUACAGGUUGUUGCAUCAUGCCAAGCUCUGUGUUCUUUCUAACUAGUAGAAUGGAGUGGGAUGGUAUCGUGAUGGUGAACCCAAAACAAUGGUACUAGGAAGGAGGUUGGCCAAACUCAGAGUGGAGGCUGACCCUGUAUCUGGUUGUAGCAGAGUCGGUCCUAGGGGAACAGGCUCAGCAGCAGCAAGGAUGCAAGGACCAGAAGGCAGCAGGGGAAGGAAAAGGAGCAGGGGAUAGGGGAACUUUAGGAGCAGAGUAGUGUUGAUAACUGGCAUCUGGAACCUACAGUUUCCAGUUCAGAGCAGUACACCAUACUCAGUGUAUACUUACACUCCAAGACAUUUCCUGGGCAGUGAUCUAGAAAUGAUAUUUUUAAAAGGAGCUGUGUUUCAGUGUUAGACUGUAGUUAUCCAAGCAGUAUCAGAUAGUGUGCAGUUUUUGUAGUAAAAGGUAAAAAUCUGAAUAAUAAAGUUUAUUAAUAACAGUUUUAGUUAAUACUUGACUGACAUUGAGACCCUUGAUGCAAAAAGGUAAGUAGAAGAGAAGGCUGUAAACACAAGACCAUCAUACCCUGUGGGGAAUUUACAAUCUAAAUAUAACAAACAUAUAGAGUGAGAUAGGAGAAAAGAAAUGGGAUGAUAAUGAUAUUGCUGUACUAAAGUCUAUUUAGGAAAUGGAAAUAUAUAGCAAGAGGAGUCAGCUACUUGGGCAUUGAUCAAAGAAAAAUAAACAUAUAGAAGGAAAGAAAGGUCGUUUUAGUUUAUAACAUUUUCCUUCCGAUUCUAGGUGAUUAUAUAGCUAGUUUACUCUUCCACCCCCAAGAUUCUGGGGUAUUUUGGCUAAUGUUAUUUGCAAUGUCCAUAAACUCAGAAGAAGUUAGUAUUAACGGGGAUAUGAAAGAACCUCCAGUUACUAUGCAAGAAAUUUUAAAUUUCCAUCAUGUUAAAUUGUACAACUGUUUAUCAUUCACUCUGCUGUAAGUCUAUGUGAAACCAAAUCCGUGGAUUUACCAAUGGCCAUUUUAUCACCUCCAAACUAUCUUUUAUUUUUUUGAAUUGUAUCUCUCUCCUUAUUCCAUUUUCUUCUGUUUGAUUAAAAUCCUGCAUGUUCUCCUGCA
This is a messenger RNA of Homo sapiens (human), 14222 nucleotides long. It is a transcript of the gene PDK1, whose product is annotated as pyruvate dehydrogenase kinase 1. Gene Ontology annotation, biological process: cellular response to stress; regulation of pyruvate decarboxylation to acetyl-CoA. The record is from RefSeq and is a predicted model, not a curated record. Gene Ontology annotation, cellular component: pyruvate dehydrogenase complex; mitochondrial matrix. The transcript is spliced from 12 exons. The coding region runs from base 380 to 1522 and encodes 380 amino acids. Gene Ontology annotation, molecular function: protein kinase activity; pyruvate dehydrogenase (acetyl-transferring) kinase activity. Lineage: Eukaryota; Metazoa; Chordata; Mammalia; Primates; Hominidae.